Messenger RNA from Cetraspora pellucida, 1464 nucleotides. NCBI's taxonomy places the organism in Eukaryota, Fungi, Glomeromycota, Glomeromycetes, Diversisporales, Gigasporaceae. The record is from the annotation of a GenBank genome assembly.
AUGCAAAAUAACGACAUAGACUUUGAUGCGCUUUAUGCUAGGCGAUUGCAGUUACAAUAUGAUCAAGAAUCAUUUCUAACAAAUGCAAGAUAUUUCGAAUAUGAAAACGAUGAAGAUGAAAAUGAUGAAUCAUUUGAAGAAAUGAUAAAUGAAAGCACUUCCUACGUGACAACACCAAUCACUAAUAAUAGACAAGAUGUGCAACAAAAGCGAGAAAAUAUAGACAAUGAUUAUGCUAUUGCUGUACAAUUGCAACAAGUAUUGAAUGAAGAAGCAUUAAAUGAAAAUAUGGAUGAUGACAAUCCUCGUAUGAAUGCAUUUGGGUGUUCCAGGGGAAAUUUCGAACGUCGUGUAAAUGAAGCUACAGACUCACAUCGAUCACAUUAUAGCGAAGAUUUGAAUGAUGAAAGUGAUGAUGAGCUGAAUAAAGUAACACUAAAGGUCUCUUCAAUUGAGAUUACUUCAAAUGAUCUUAGGACAGUCAUUAAUCAAUUCAAAAAUAAGUUAUUUCAAAAAUAUCCGCAUGCGAAUAGAAAAGUCAUUAGACUAUCUUCAAGAAAUCAAUUACUUAUGUUUUCAGAAUUCAUCGAAGCUAUUAAACUAUUUAAAGAAGUUGAUUUUAUACAACGACCGAGAAUUGAAUUUAAAAAUGAGCCUGUUGUUGAUGGCGGUGGUGCAUUUAAUGAUACUAUUCGACAAAUCCUAGACACGUUCAUGUCAUUAGAGAAUCCUGAAUAUGGUGGUAACGGCCGUUUAUUUACCGGUGAUAAUUCUAAAUUAAUCAGUUCAACCGCUCCAAUAAGUGUUUUAGAUGAACUUAAUAUAUUUGGAGAUAUUCUAUUUUUGGCAAUCAUUCAUGAAGCGCCAUUUCCUGUAGAUUUAGAUAUUAUCUUGUUCAAAUAUUAUUUAGACCUUGAAAAUACUAUUACCAUAAAGGAUGUUGAAAGAUUUAAUCCCGUAAUGUCUAACCUUGCCAGGAAUGUCUUAAAUGCUGAUCCAGACGUUGAUCUGUCUACUAUUGAUGGCUUUGAUCAAUGGGCUGAAGAUAAAGAAAUAUCUGUUAUUAAGGAAAAACAAAUCAGCAUUGAACAAAUAAAAGAUUAUUUUUAUCAGGAAUCCAUAACAUAUGAGGACGUUGUUCGAAAGUUAGUUUUUACUCCAUCCCAUUUAAAUAGGCGUCAAAACAUGGUCAAGAAUUGGUUAACUGAAUGGUUACGAGCACAAAGAAAGGAAGAAUUACAAGAAUUUUGCAGAUUGGUUACUGGUUUUAGUAAUCCACGAGAAGAAAUAACGGUGGCUUUUAAACCGUAUAUUGCUCGGGAGAACAGAGAAGCUACACUUACACCUAGAUUUCAAACUUGUUUCUCUGAAAUUAAGAUCUCUGAACAUUUUAAUUCAAAACAUGAAUUUUUUGCUAUUAUGAAUGCUCAAGUUAACAAGAGCUUUCAUGAUGAUAGAUUUACC